AUGUCAACCUCCCAGAUCUACCCAGUCUACAAAGUCAAAUUGAAACUAGGCAUCCAAGACCCCGACAUGCCAUCGCCCCGAUAUCACACCAUACUUUUCGUCCAGACAAACGCGCAAGGCCCGCGUAGCGGCAUAAAACACCACGUCACCGGCGAUAUCGUCACUGGCAUGCACUAUGAACCAGCAAAAUAUGACGACCCCGAGACUGACGAAAACUUCUUCUCAAAAGAACUCAUUGGACAUACCAGAGCUCUCAACUAUCCCCAAAACUGGAACGAUAUUCUCAAGUCUAUCCCCGCACCAGGGAAGCAGAAGGCGUUCAACAAAGUGACAAUGAAGACGGAGCCUGUUAAAAGUUGGGAUCCUGUGACGUUUUACGAGCCUGGAGAGCCUCGCCGGCCGUUGAUCAAAUGUACCGAGUGGAUUGAGGAUCACGCUAUUCCGAUCUUGAUUAAUGCGGGCCUGAUUCAGUGGAGACAUGAGCGUAUAGCUGGUGUUUAA
Molecule: messenger RNA, 501 nt
Organism: Penicillium concentricum
Lineage: Eukaryota; Fungi; Ascomycota; Eurotiomycetes; Eurotiales; Aspergillaceae
Exons: 1
Coding region: 1-501 (166 amino acids)
Source: RefSeq, a predicted model, not a curated record